This is a messenger RNA of Spirometra erinaceieuropaei, 463 nucleotides long. Lineage: Eukaryota; Metazoa; Platyhelminthes; Cestoda; Diphyllobothriidea; Diphyllobothriidae. The record is from the annotation of a GenBank genome assembly.
UGACCUGACAGUUGCACUAAAAUAUCAGUGGCUGCGAGGCCCUAAAAGCUAUAACUUGGCAAAACGUGGAGCACCCACUUAUCUAACAAAUCAUUUUUCGACAGGUUUACUAGGAUGGGAGCGUAGAUGGAAGAAGGAGAAGGAGAAGAAGAAUGUUGUUGUUGCUGUUGUGGUUGAUGAUGAUGAGGAUGAUGAUGAUGAUGAUGAUGAUGAUGAUGAUGAUGAUGAUGAUGAUGAUGAUGAUGAUGAUGAUGAUGAUGAUGAUGAUGAUGAUGAUGAUGAUGAUGAUGAUGAUGAUGAUGAUGAUGAUGAUGAUGAUGAUGAUGAUGAUCGAGGCGGCAGGACUGAUGAAAUGAAGUUCUGUCGUCACUACGAAUUAACUACCUCCUCCAUGGUUUCGACUACUGCGUUUCGCGACUGCUUUCGGCUCCAGUCUCACGGUACCUGCAGAAGUUUACUUUAA